This is a messenger RNA of Solanum pennellii, 644 nucleotides long. RefSeq names its product flowering-promoting factor 1-like protein 3. Gene Ontology annotation, biological process: regulation of flower development. The record is from RefSeq and is a predicted model, not a curated record. NCBI's taxonomy places the organism in Eukaryota, Viridiplantae, Streptophyta, Magnoliopsida, Solanales, Solanaceae. The transcript has a single exon. Bases 98 to 415 code for a protein of 105 amino acids.
UACUUCCAAACCAUCUCAUCAUAAACUAAAAACACAUACAAAAAACAUUCUCAUCCACCUUUCCUCUACAAACAACAUAACAACAUCUUCAACAAUCAUGUCUGGAGUUUGGGUAUUCAAGAAUGGUGUUGUCCGUCUAGUGGAGAACUCCGAUUGCCACGGGGCGAACGGACUCCGAAAAGUUCUUGUACAUCUUCCUAGUAAUGAAGUCAUCACAUCAUAUGCAGUACUUGAAAGGAAACUGUACUCUCUUGGAUGGGAGAGGUACUAUGAUGAACCUGAACUUCUUCAAUACCACAAAAAAUCAACUGUUCAUCUUAUUUCUCUACCAAAGGAUUUCAACAGGUUCAAAUCCAUGCAUAUGUUCGAUAUCGUCGUCAAGAAUCGCAAUGAAUUUGAGGUUAGAGAUAUGUAAACAAAAUAUGGAAAGAAAAAAAAGGGAAGGAGUUGAUCAUUUGAAUGUUUUUUUUUUUGCUUUUUUUUGUGGUCAAGUGUGUUGUAAUUAAGUUUCUAUCGUUUAAUUUGUGAUUUGUUUUACAAUGUUGCAAAGGUUGUAAUUUGGAAAGUUGUAAGGGGGAAAAUGUAGUAUAUUAUUACAAAUGAAUGUGUUUUAUUAUAUGAUAUAUAUAUAUAUAUAUAUAAGA